Messenger RNA from Trichoplusia ni (cabbage looper), 2113 nucleotides. Its product is annotated as esterase B1-like. The coding region runs from base 383 to 2062 and encodes 559 amino acids. The record is from RefSeq and is a predicted model, not a curated record. NCBI's taxonomy places the organism in Eukaryota, Metazoa, Arthropoda, Insecta, Lepidoptera, Noctuidae. The transcript has 6 exons.
CGUGGUUUACGCUACUGCUGGGCACAGGCGUCGUCAUGUAUAGGGUGGGUUUGAGCAUUGAUCACCACGCUAGCUCUCUGCGGAUUGGCAUAAAAAAUUCACCACUUAUUUCGAGUUCACACCAUUUUGAGUGCAAAACCCCUCCGAUCCAUAGUCUGAUAUAAAUUUUGUAUGGAGUUGACACCUUGAAUGAUGUAUUAUCCGAUUUUGGUGAAGGAGGGUACUGUUUCUAACAGAGCCUACUGACCAAAAACUAACAUAACUAGAGCUAACUACUUAUAAAUAAAAAUACUGUCUAAAGAUAUGCUCGUGCACCAAGUGAUCUGUAGUUGGAAGCCACAAUUUUGUUUGGAUUGUUUUAUUAUAAAACAAAGAAAGAACAAUGAAAAUUUUGCAUUUCUAUUGCAUUGAAUUACUGCUUGUCAUAUCAAUUGUUGCAAGUAAUGGAGUUAAAGUAACACUGAAAAAUGGGAAGUUGAAAGGAGCGAUGCUUGAUUUGGUCACAGGGGAAGGAGAGUAUUACAGUUUUAAAGGGAUUCCAUACGCUCAGCCACCCAUCGGACCAUUGAGAUUUAAGGCACCUCUACCCGCACAAAAAUGGAAGGGUGUUAGAAAUGCAACGCGACAUGGUCCAAUAUGUCCACAAGUCGAUAUUCUUACUAACAUUUUUCUGCCUGGCAACGAAGAUUGUCUGUUCAUCAAUGUAUAUUCACCAAACAUUAAGCCUAAGACUCUUCUCCCCGUCAUUGUGUAUAUUCAUGGCGGUGGAUUCAAGAGUGGAUCUGGAAAUGAUGCUUUCUACGGACCUGAUUUUCUUAUUAGGAAGAAUAUGGUAGUUGUGACCUUCAACUACAGAGUAGAUGCAUUGGGAUUCUUGAGUUUGGGUACUGAAGAUGUGCCUGGUAACGCUGGACUUAAGGAUCAAGUGUUAGCCUUGAAGUGGGUACAAAAUAACAUCCAUGUAUUCGGAGGAGACAGACACAGUGUAACUAUCAUGGGUCAAAGCGCAGGAAGCGCCAGCGUUGCUUUACACGUUAGCUCACCUAUGUCCAAAGGUUUAUUUCAUCGGGCUAUUGCUUUAAGUGGCGCUCCAAUUUCCGAAUGGGCUUUACCCUUUCAGCCAGAAAGACGAGCAUUUGUGCUCGGUAAGCAACUUGGCUUUGACACACAAGAUCCGGAAAAACUACUAAACUUUCUUCAGAAUGUGACAUCUGAUAAAUUAGUCAAUACUGCGCCUUAUGUUGUAUCGUCUGAAGAAUACUCGAAUAAUAUAUUAAGAAUGUACCCAUUCGUGCCAGUCGUUGAAAAAUACGUCGGUAAAAAUAGUUUUCUGACAUACGAUAUAGCCAGAAAAGUUGAUUACAUGAAUAAGGCUGAUAUUUUAUUCGGUUAUACGAAUCAAGAAACAGCUGGCGUAAUUGAGAGACUAAUAUCUGAUUUAAUACCAAAUUAUAAUAAAUUCCCAGAGCUUUUUGUACCUCGAAAGUUAUUUGCCAAUAUAGGCCAAGACCUGAUUUUAGACCUUGCAGACGAAAUUAAGGAUUAUUAUUUUGGUAAUAAAUCUGUUGAUACACAUUCGAUAGUACAAUUCGUUACUUAUAGCAAUUAUGUCGCUUUCGUAUAUGAUAUUGUAAAUUAUUUUACAAAAUUACCUGUUCUCAAGAAUACUGUACGAUACGGUUAUCGGUUUUCAUGCGUGUCAAGCAGGAACGUGUUAAUGACACCAGCGAUUAAAUACGGAAUCAAUGGAAUAAGCCAUGGUGAGGACUUGGACUACUUGUUCGAUCCAAAAUUAGUGAAGUUGAACUCAGAUAAGCAUAGCGAAGAAUUCAGGCUUAUUGAUCAAAUAACAACGUUGUUUACCAAUUUUGCCAAAUAUGGAAAUCCUACACCCGACUCUUCGCUUGGCGUCAAUUGGCCUAAAUAUGACACAAAAACAAGACAGUACUUGGACAUUGGAAAUAACCUAACUGUGUUAAAUGUAAAUGACAAUGACAAUAUUAGGUUUUGGGACAACGUUUACCAAAAAGCAGAUUCUAUUUUGAAUCGAAAUUGUAACUGAUUGCUGUAUUGUAAUAUUUGUAAUGGCCUUAAACAGAUUUUGAAACCUAUA